CUGACAUCGGCCAUUGUCCCCAGAGCAGGACAUGUCCCCUCAACACAAACGUCCCCUCCCUGCACCCUGCAGUGUCCCCAUGAGUGCCACUCGUGCCUCAUGGGGACACCUCUGCCUUGGAGGUGGUGGCACCCUGGUGGUGGCUCUGGCUGGGACAGCAUUUGGUGUCACCUCCUCGGGAGUGGAAAAUCCCCUCGACAUCGGGGAAACUGAGGCACAGAGCGGUGCCACAGCCCGGGGGCAGCUCCAAGAUGGGACAGUGACAGGGACAGGCAGCGCCACCCCUUUGCCACCCGUUCGCCCAGUACGCCGAGAUCGUGAACUUCACCCUGCCCAACGGCACCACCCGCAGCGGGCAGGUGCUGGAGGUGAUGGGCGCCAAGGCCAUCGUGCAGGUGUUUGAGGGCACAUCGGGCAUCGAUGCCAAGGCCACAACGUGCGAGUUCACGGGGGACAUCCUGCGCACGCCGGUGUCCGAGGACAUGCUGGGCCGGGUGUUCAACGGCUCCGCCAAACCCAUCGACAGCGGCCCCCCAGUGAUGGCCGAGGACUUCCUGGACAUCAACGGCCAGCCCAUCAACCCCCACGGGCGGAUCUAUCCCGAGGAGAUGAUCCAGACCGGGAUCUCUCCCAUCGACGUCAUGAACAGCAUCGCCCGCGGACAGAAAAUUCCCAUCUUCUCCGCUGCCGGGCUGCCCCACAACGAGAUUGCAGCACAGAUCUGCCGCCAGGCCGGGCUGGUGAAGAAAUCCAAGGAUGUGGUGGAUUUCCAUGAGGACAACUUUGCCAUCGUCUUUGCAGCCAUGGGGGUGAACAUGGAGACCGCGCGGUUCUUCAAGUCGGACUUCGAGCAGAACGGCUCCAUGGAGAACGUCUGCCUCUUCCUCAACCUGGCCAACGACCCCACGAUUGAGAGGAUCAUCACGCCGCGGCUGGCACUGACCACGGCCGAGUUCCUGGCGUACCAGUGCGAGAAGCACGUGCUGGUCAUCCUGACCGACAUGAGCUCCUACGCUGAGGCCCUCAGAGAGGUGUCAGCAGCCAGGGAGGAGGUCCCGGGCCGCCGUGGCUUCCCUGGCUACAUGUACACAGACCUGGCCACCAUCUACGAGCGCGCUGGGCGCGUGGAGGGCAGGAACGGCUCCAUCACACAGAUCCCCAUCCUCACCAUGCCCAACGACGACAUCACCCACCCCAUCCCUGACCUGACUGGCUUCAUCACCGAGGGCCAGAUCUACGUAGACCGGCAGCUCCACAACCGCCAGAUUUACCCCCCCAUCAACGUUCUGCCGUCCCUGUCCCGGCUGAUGAAAUCGGCCAUCGGAGAGGGAAUGACCAGGAAGGACCACGGGGACGUGUCCAACCAGCUGUACGCCUGCUACGCCAUCGGGAAGGACGUGCAGGCCAUGAAGGCCGUGGUGGGCGAGGAGGCCCUGUCCGCCGACGACCUCCUGUACCUGGAGUUUCUGCACAAGUUCGAGAAGCACUUCAUCUCCCAGGGUCCCUACGAGAACCGGAGCAUUUUCGAGUCGCUGGACAUCGGCUGGCAGCUCCUGCGCAUCUUCCCCAAGCAGCUCCUCAAGCGCAUCCCCGAGAACAUCCUGGCCGAGUUCUACCCCCGCGAGGCCAAGGCGCCCGAGCAGGGCACGGCCCUGUGACCCCAAAUCCACACAAAACCCCUUUUCCUGCAAUUGGAUCCCCCUUCCUAAAAUCACAUCCCCCUUUCCUAAAAUUGGCAACAAUCUCUUUGUUUUUAUUGGUGAAUAAACCACCGUGGUCACCAAA
This is a messenger RNA of Melospiza melodia melodia, 1785 nucleotides long. RefSeq names its product V-type proton ATPase subunit B, kidney isoform. Bases 372 to 1658 code for a protein of 428 amino acids. Gene Ontology annotation, molecular function: ATP binding; proton-transporting ATPase activity, rotational mechanism. Gene Ontology annotation, biological process: vacuolar acidification; proton transmembrane transport; ATP metabolic process. Gene Ontology annotation, cellular component: proton-transporting V-type ATPase, V1 domain. The record is from RefSeq and is a predicted model, not a curated record. The transcript has 13 exons. Lineage: Eukaryota; Metazoa; Chordata; Aves; Passeriformes; Passerellidae.